This is a messenger RNA of Aspergillus niger, 1059 nucleotides long. RefSeq lists its product as uncharacterized. Bases 1 to 1059 code for a protein of 352 amino acids. Lineage: Eukaryota; Fungi; Ascomycota; Eurotiomycetes; Eurotiales; Aspergillaceae. The transcript has 3 exons. The record is from RefSeq and is a predicted model, not a curated record.
AUGUCAACAACAAGCCUUCGUGAAUCCGAGGUCUUUACCUCCGCUCGUCUCGUAGCAAGCGACUGCAAACUGCCUCCAAACGACAGAUACGGAGAAUACUAUCCCACUGAUCCCAAGAAUCUUAAGCUUGAAUCUAACUUCGGGCCCAUGCUCCCGGAAAAGAUCGGAUAUCUCCAGCCCACAUCGAAGGACACCCCGAUUGAGGUCAUGCGAGAGAGACUUAUCCGUGAUGGGUAUCUAUUCGUCAAGCAGCUGCUCCCACGAAACCAAGUCCUAGAAUGCCGCAGCAACUAUUUCUCAUACAUGGCCCCCUCUGGCCUUCUCAAAGAAGGAUCCGACCCAGUCGACGGGAUCUUCAGUGACAAGGAUAGCCGCAAGUUUUUACCUCCGGGCAACCUCCGACGGCUCUUCGGGCUGAAGGACGACUACGAGUCGGAGAAAUAUCUGGACUUGAUGAUCAAGGCGCACGAGGAGCGAUUUUAUCUUCAAUUAUGCGAGAGUACCGAACUGCGUGAAUUUAUCCACAAACUCACUGAGUGGAAAGAUAUCACUAUGCUUCAGCGGACAAUGCUUCGUGCCUUUGUGCCCGAUAGCGAGCUGACCCCUGUUCAUUUCGAUCAGAUGUACCUUCGCGCGGGUCCCCCAACCAGCAUUACAGCGUGGGUCCCGAUCGGAGAUAUUUCCCUUGAGGGCAGCGGGCUAAUGUACCUUGAGAAAUCGGUUGAUAUCGGUCGACAGACCGAGGAAGAGUUCACCAGGAAUGCAACAAAUCUGACGGAUGAGGAGCGGGUCUCGGCCUUCAAUAAGAAUAUGAAUGAUGGGGGUUUUCUCAGUCGUGAUACGGUUGCGUAUGGCGAAAACGCCAAGCGUAAGUGGUUGAUCACGGAAUAUGAAGCUGGUGAUGUGAUCUUCCAUGACCCCUUCCUGGUACAUGCCAGCUGCAAGAACAAGGACCCUGAAAGGAGGAUUCGACUGGCUACUGAUCUGAGAUUCGUGAACUCUAAUGAGCCGUAUGAUAAGCGCUGGAUGAAGGUCUGGCGUCCACUUGAUGGGCUGUGA